Molecule: messenger RNA, 3288 nt
Organism: Haliotis rufescens (red abalone)
Lineage: Eukaryota; Metazoa; Mollusca; Gastropoda; Lepetellida; Haliotidae
Product: probable G-protein coupled receptor No18
Exons: 2
Coding region: 500-2254 (584 amino acids)
Biological process (GO): adenylate cyclase-activating adrenergic receptor signaling pathway
Cellular component (GO): plasma membrane
Molecular function (GO): G protein-coupled acetylcholine receptor activity
Source: RefSeq, a predicted model, not a curated record
UACCUCCAGUUGCAAAAUGACCAGUCUGGAUGGACAUCGCUCACCCAGAAUCCAUCACCAUGUAUCGAUCCGCGGCCUACCACCGCUAGCUGUCACUCCGAGUAACGAGUAAGUCCGGGGCGCUCGUUCAACACGAGCCUAGCGAGCAGGAAUAGGCAACAAUAUGUGUACUGCCUCGUAGCGCAUUACCUCCUCUGCUUUCUAUACACAAAGAAGGAAAAGUGUAAUUUUAUCAAUACAUAUCCCGCUGCUUGAGGAGUGCGUUUGUGUGAAAGGAAAUGUCUUACAGACGUUUUCAUAGCAACUUGCAACAAAUGGAUAAAGUUUGUGGUGAGCACUACUGGGGUUCAGGUUUUGUCGGUAAUCUUGGAUAACUUCCAGGUGUUGGUUGUAGGAACCCGAAAACGCCAUAGGAAAGGGGGUUUCUUUACCUGUUUCAGCAUCUAAGGUGAUGGUCCCACCGAUUCGAUGAGGAAAGAUUGGGGUUAGCUGACAGGACAUGGAGUCCACUUCUGAUUACACUUCAGUCACAUUUCCUACGGAUUACUUUUUUGACCAGCUAGGGGAUUGGGACUGGAACGGUUCUUGGAACGGUUCCUGGAACGGUUCAGAUUUGGGAGAGGAUCUUGCUCGGGACCUCUGGACCGAGAUUCCGUUAGGCACUGUCUUGACUAUUCUGUGUCUUCUUACAAUAGUUGGAAACGCCAUGGUACUACAUGCAGUCAGGACAGAGAAGAGACUCCAGACGGUAAGCAACAUGUUCAUCGUCAGUUUGGCCAUAGCAGAUCUGAUCGUCGGCCUCAGCGUCAUGCCCAUCUCCACCGUCUACAUCUUCACCACCGACUGGCUCUUUGGCGUUGCCGUCUGUCAGAUCUGGAUCGGCAUCGACUACAUCGCCUCCACCGCCUCCAUCCUCAACCUCUUCAUCCUUAGCCUGGACCGCUACUGGUCCGUCACCGCUCCUCUGCUGUACCUCAGGAAACGCACCAAAAAGAGAGCGCUCAUCAUGAUAUCUUGCGUGUGGACAGCGUCAUGCUUGUGGAUUAUUCCAAUCAUAGGGUGGCACCAUAUUGCUCACGGGGGUGUACGGACUGUGGAGCACGAUGUUUGUGAUACCGAAUAUGCUCGUGAUUCUGUUUUUAAAAUAGUGACUGCGUUUUUCAAUUUUUACUUACCGCUAGCUGUGAUGUAUUCAUUAUAUUGGAAAAUAUUCCAAGAAAUUCGCAAACGUUCGGAAUUUGAGUUAGGACAGAGGAAUUGUGGGGGAGUUCCGACUUACAUCACUGGGCCUCAGCCGUCGCACUCCGGGGAUGAAAGUGAACAUCGGGAUGACACAUUUGCGGAUGACAAUACCCAUUCUAUACAAGAAGAUCCUGUCAUUGCAUCGCGGACUAUUCAGAACGCCCACUUUAACGGGAGGAGUGUUUCCACAAAGAGUCGAGACGGUUAUAAAAACCUUCGUCUUGUUGCCGUUAAAAGACAGAUGAGCGCAAGGGAGGCUCGAUCGCCAGCCGCUUAUAGAGUGGAAUAUAUAUAUGAUGAAAGCGUUGUAGAUCCUCAAACGGAGAGAAUCGAGAGGUAUUACUAUGAAGAACACUUGCCUUUACAAAUAAAAAACCCGGGAGCUGUUGCCGGAAAUUGUCGAGCUCGAUCCGAAACAUCAUCGUCCCAUUCCAGUUCCUCCGCGAGUACUUUCGAAGAUAGGCCGAAUGACAAACACGAACGACAACCAUCAAGGGGAGAGAACUAUUCUCUAAUAAGUGGUAUUCGGCGGAUACGCCAAGCAGAACGCUUGUUAGAUAAGACUGUUGCUGUGUCGGACGGGAGUCGGCAGAACAGCAGGGAAAAGAAUUUAUUUGUCUUACGGGAUGAUAAAAACAGACGAUUGACUGGAAUGUUGAAUAUAAAAGAAAGAAUUAAAACAUUUCGCCAAUCAUCUUCUUUGACAAAGGAAAUCAAGGCUGCUCGUCAGCUCGGUGUAAUCAUGGGGGCGUUUACAUUGUGUUUUUUGCCCUAUUUUAUUUUAUUUUUAGUGGUUGCUUUCUGUGAUGAUUGUAUUGAUCCUGGACUCCUUACAGCGAUGACGUGGGUAGGCUACCUCAACUCGACGCUCAACCCCUUCCUCUACCCACUUUGUAACCAGAACUUCCGCCGGAAGUUCAGAAAGAUGUUACGAGUUUGUGGUCCGAGUUCUCCAAGGCGAGGAGCCGAGUGUUACGAUAGAAACAGUAUAACUAACGCCCGGUUUGACUAAUGAUUUGCCCGUUAGGUACAUUAACAUUUUAAUUCACACCCACAUGUAACGAACUCUAACGGACUUUUCAAAUCAGUUCAUUUUGUUAUACAGGUACUGGGUAUCGCAGGGGACUUCGGUUCAACUCGUUACUGUGAAACCUCGUUAACUCGAAUCUUUGGAAUCAUGGAAAAGUAAAGUUAACAGAUGUUCGAGACAGACGUACAACUGAUAUUAGCCCAUAUUUCCUACAUAAAACCAUAUAGCGCCGAUAUUAGAUCGGAAAGCGAUGAUAAUGAUUCUGUUUGGAUUCUGAAGUUCGAAUUAAAUGAUAUAUCGAUUUAUGUUCACGAGGUUUCAUUAUAUUCAGGAUAUCCGAUUGCCUGGAAAUACACAAAUUUUAAUCAUCAUUUCAUGGUUUAGGGAGUUUCUGAGUAUUUAAAUGAAAAUUGAAAGUAGAAUGUCUUAAGAUUAACACGUUAAAUGACGGAGAAUUUAUGGGAAACAUUCAUUGUAUUGGCCCAUAUAUUGUUUUUUUUUAUGAAUAUGCGACAAGUUAGGUUUUUCUUUCAAAAUUCUUCUUUCUCAUAUUCAUAUCAGCUGGCCCGUUAACACGUAGUGAAGAAUGUGUUCUAACGAAAUAAUCCCGUAAACAUCGAAUGUACAAAUAUCAAGAUGUGUUUUAUUCUGCUACUUGUUCCCCACAACGAGGAAAUCCCAUGUGAAAACAUCAUUGUUCAUGUUGAAUAUUCAUGUUUUCCUUCAGCUCAACAGAAUAAUCACUCAAUUGCAGUUUAACUGGACUAGAUCAUGUCAGUUUUUGCCCAGUUAUCUUUUCAUGUUGGAAUAACAGGCCGUUAAGUUUUCCUGUGAUAGAAAGACGCUGAAAUGCAGUUUAAAGCGAACAAUAUUGCCGAGGCGUGGUUGUUAUUCAAAUUGACUUGUUUCUUCCCUUGUUAAUCUUCCCAUAUCAUGCCAAAUUUACAUUUGUAAUUUAAUCAUCACUGCCGCUUGCUCAUGUAUCCGAAUUUUAACGUUAAGGUCAAAUCUUCUUU